AGCCGGAAGUUUUCUUUUAGGGAAAGUUCCGAGGUCUCUGUUGUCUCUCAGAUUGCAUAACUUUGAAAUAUGAAGUCUUAUAAAAAUAUUUUAAGAUUCAUUGCUUGAGAACGGGUCAUAUCACUGGAUCCAGGAGAGCCAUACCCGAUACGGAGGACACUUGGUUCGGGAGUGGACGGAAAUGGAAGGUUCAAAGUCCUCCAGCACCACCAUGCAGGUCAGCUUCGUCUGUCAGCGCUGCAGCCAGCCCCUCAAACUGGACACCUCCUUUAACGUGCUGGACCGCGUCACAAUCCAGGAGCUCAUUGCUCCGUUAGUGACAGUGACGCCGAGCAAACAGACGGAGAGCAACGAGGGCGAGAGCGCACCUGAGGAAACCUUUGUGGAAAACAAGCAAGACGGCGUGGCGAGAAAGUACAUCCCGCCAUCGCGGAUGAUGUCCACAGAGAGCGCCAACAGCUUCACGCUGAUCGGAGAGGCGUCGGACGGGGGCACCAUGGAGAACCUGAGCCGUCGGCUGAAGGUGACGAGCGACCUGUUCGACAUCAUGUCGGGCCAGACGGACGUGGACCACCCCCUGUGCGAGGAGUGCACCGACACCCUCCUGGACCACCUGGACACGCAGCUCAACAUCACGGAGAACGAGUGCAUGAACUACAAGAACUGCCUGGAGCUGCUGUCCCAGCUGCAGGAGGAGGAGGAGGAUACCCUGCUGGCGGAGCUGCAGCAGCUCAAGGAGGAAGAGGAGUCGCUCAUCCAGGAGCUGGAGGCCAUCGAGGGCCAGCGGGAGGCCGUGGCCAACGACCUGGCGCAGGGGCGCGGCCACACCCAGCAGCUGGACACCGAGGAGCUGCAGUACCAGAAGGAAUACAGCGAGUUCAAGCGGCAGCAGCUGGAGCUGGACGACGAGCUGAAGAGCGUGGACAACCAGAUGCGCUACUGUCAGAUCCAGCUGGACCGGCUGAAGAAGACCAACGUCUUCAACGCCACCUUCCACAUCUGGCACAGCGGCCAGUUCGGGACGAUAAACAACUUCCGCCUGGGGCGCCUGCCCAGCGUGCCGGUGGAGUGGAACGAGAUCAACGCCGCCUGGGGCCAGACGGUGCUCCUGCUGCACGCGCUGGCUAACAAGAUGGGCCUGCGCUUCCAGAGGUACCGGCUGGUCCCCUACGGAAACCACUCCUACCUGGAGUCUCUGUCUGACAAGUCCAAGGAGCUGCCCCUGUACUGCUCUGGAGGCCUGCGGUUCUUCUGGGACAAUAAGUUUGACCACGCCAUGGUGGCCUUCCUGGACUGCGUGCAGCAGUUCAAGGAGGAGGUGGAGAAAGGAGACACAGGCUUCUGUUUGCCCUACAGGAUGGACGUGGAGAAGGGGAAGAUCGAGGACACGGGCGGCAGCGGCGGGUCCUACUCCAUCAAAACCCAGUUCAACUCCGAGGAGCAGUGGACCAAGGCCCUCAAGUUCAUGCUCACCAACCUGAAGUGGGGCCUGGCAUGGGUCUCCUCCCAGUUCUACAACAAAUGAGGGCGCUGCCAAGCCCCCGUCGCUGCUGAGGGCCCCCCCCCCCACUGAGAGGGCCCCCCGUCAUACCCCCCCGUCCCUUUGAGAAGAGUCUUCGGAUAAAACCAAGAUGGAGGCCCAUCCUGCUCAUCCUCGGGGGUUCUGCCCUGUGCCUCACUCUGUCCUGAUAUUUCAUCCAGAUAUUUUGUGAGCCUUUUGAUCGCUUGUUAGAGAUACUGUGUAUGCAUAAUAUUAUAUUUUAUAUCCCCCUUAAUUCCGGUUAAUGUUAUUAUCACCCAGUGACUCGUUAACACCAUCUGAAUUUCACAAAACCCUUUGUGUUUGAGACAUACUGUUUAAAAUAAUGACACAGCUAAAUUGUAUUGAUCGUACCCUAAUUAAAAUAGUAAAUUAUGUACGUGUUAAUAAGACUCGUUAAAGUUCAACAGUUGAGCUUGUGCGAGAAGCGGGUGCUGUUUUAUUAGAAGAAAGGACUUGUGUUGUUUAAACAAGCUCUUCUUCCAGCAGCGUGUUUUUUUCCAAGUUAAUUAUCUGUAUUCCUUCACUAUGUCAAUGAUAGCUGGGCUAACUGGCUUGCAGACGUCUGUAGUUGGCUGAAGUUGGUUGGGUUUUGAGUUCAUGUGCAUGGGAGAAAUUUGCAAAUGAAACUAUUCUGAACUGAUGCACAGGAAUUUUUUUUUCAAUUUCAGCCAGCUAAUGAACAAGCCAACUAGUCAAGGAAUGCUGUGUUUUGCAGCAGUGUAAAUUUAACAACAUCAUAUAAUAUCUUAUAGUUAUUUAUGCACAUUUUACAUCUGUGUUUAUAUAUUUUAUUGGGUUUUCAACAAGCUAACUAGUUGCACGACAUACAGUUUUAGUCAUACAAAAUGAAAUGUACAAUCUGUGCAGGAUUGCAAUAAAAUGUGUGUGAAAGGUGA
This is a messenger RNA of Anguilla anguilla (European eel), 2439 nucleotides long. RefSeq names its product beclin 1, autophagy related (gene becn1). The transcript is spliced from 13 exons. The record is from RefSeq and is a predicted model, not a curated record. Gene Ontology annotation, cellular component: phosphatidylinositol 3-kinase complex, class III, type II; phosphatidylinositol 3-kinase complex, class III, type I; phagophore assembly site. The coding region runs from base 182 to 1525 and encodes 447 amino acids. NCBI's taxonomy places the organism in Eukaryota, Metazoa, Chordata, Actinopteri, Anguilliformes, Anguillidae. Gene Ontology annotation, biological process: cellular response to nitrogen starvation; autophagy; late endosome to vacuole transport.